This is a messenger RNA of Emiliania huxleyi CCMP1516, 1929 nucleotides long. RefSeq lists its product as hypothetical. The record is from RefSeq and is a predicted model, not a curated record. The transcript has 7 exons. Lineage: Eukaryota; Haptophyta; Isochrysidales; Noelaerhabdaceae. Bases 1 to 1929 code for a protein of 642 amino acids.
AUGGUGUGGCGCGCGAUGUCGCCGUGGCGACCUCACCUGACGGAGAACGAGCCCGCCGCCGACGCGACGCCUGAGUGUGUCGGAAGGUGGCUCUCUGAGCCGUCGGACUUUGCCGGAGCCGAUGCGUCAAUCACGCACAGUGACCUCGCAUCUCUCGCCUUCCCACAGCCGUGGCCUGCGGUGUGGCGGUCUCGGUCGCUGCAGAGGCUGCUCAACCAGUCGCUGGGUGGACGGCGAUGCCGCGCUGUGCAGCCGCCGUCCAACUCUGAACGAGCGGCUCUGGCAGCGGCUGGGUUCGUGGCGCCAGCGGCCCUACACUCCUUCUCCAACGCCGAGCGUGUGUGCGCUGCCACAGGCUACCAGGCAGCGGCGCGCGUAAUACCACCCGCCGGCGUGGCGGCGGCGGGGCAGAAGAUAGAGGGCGCGGCCGCCCCCUGCGACGGCCCGUCCCUGCUGGCGCUGCGGCACUGGUGGAACGACGCGGCGGGCACGUGGCUCGACUUUACCCCACUUGUGCCCGGAGAGCAGGCGUGGGGCGGCACUCGCCUCUUGGUCGAGGCUGCCUCGGGCGACAAGCCUCUGCGGCCCCUCGGCACAGCGGGGCGCGCCUUCGCGUGCGCCAUCGCCGCGCGCCUGUCCGAGUGCUCCGACCCGGCUGCGGUCGCGCCCUCUGCGGCCGCAGUCGCGCCCUCUGCGGCUGCAGUCGCGCCCUCGGUGCCGCCCUCGGUGGCUUCAGCAGCCUCGACUGCAGCCGCGGCGGCAGCGGCCGCUCCUCCGCCAGACAGCGCCGCGUCGUUGAUGCGGCCGGGCUUCGAGGGGCGCACCGUCGAGUUCCUCAACGAUAAGGCGGGCGUCGCCGCUGCACCCGGCAUGGCAGGGGCGGCCGCUCUCAGGCUGGCAAGCCACGCGGCGGACUGCUCUAUAGGCGCCGCCUUCGGCGCGAACAUGCGCGAGCUGGCGAUGGAGCCCGCCGCCAUCGCUGUGCUUGGCGAGGCGCUCGGACUCAAGCACUUGCCCGCCGCGACGCAUGUUGGCGAGGCAGCGGCGGCGGUGGCUGGCGGCGCUGCUUCCGCGGAGGGGCGGGUUUGGCCGGAGGGGCUGGCUGGGGCGGCGCGUCGAGCGGCAGAGGGGAGCAUCGCUGCCGCGACCGCCGUGGCGUGCGUCCGGCAGGCGCGAGCCGCUCUCGUGUCCCCGCCCUCGCGCCUUCACACCCUCGCGUCACACCCUCGCGCCCUCGCGCCCUCCGCCUCCGCGCCGCCGGCCUCGACCCGUCGGUCGGCGUGCGUUGCCGCUCUCGCCCUCAUCGUCACCGCAGCGUGGAGCGGGGUCGCGAUCUGCGCAACUCUGCCCGUUGCUCCGCCGCCCGCGCUGGCGACCGAGCUGCCGGCCGUUCUGGCGGGCGGCGGGGGCGAGGGCGCCUCCUCAUCGCGGGUGCAGGAGCUCCUCGACGAGGCCGCGAGGGACGCGGCGAGGAGGGCAGCACUAAAGCGGGACCCGCUGUGUCCGAUCGUGCGGAAAGCCGCGCAGCAAUGGACCGAGGAAGAUGAGAACCCGCCUAGAGCGACAAUGGCGCACGUGCUUAGCGGCGCCUGCCUGGGGAAUAGGGAGCAGGCCAGAUGGUUCCUCAGAGUAGCGCGAGCGCAGACAGGGACGGCGAUCAGCAAAGUGGCACAGGCGGCACCCGACUCCAAGGAUACGCUGAAGACGCUGAGGAUGGCGCAUGUCGCUGCGCUGAAGGGCUCACGCUACAGGGUGCUGGACGAGGACGGGUACGAUACACUAGCCCCCGCAGUCGGGGGGGUGUUGCCAGCACUGGUAGAUGACCUCUCGGAGAAGAGCCGAAGGGACCUUGGCACCGGGGUCACGAGGAACCUGCAAGUCGUGGCCGAGGCGGCGACGGGAGCGGGAGUCGCGGAGGAGGAGGGAUAA